Molecule: messenger RNA, 453 nt
Organism: Meloidogyne enterolobii
Lineage: Eukaryota; Metazoa; Nematoda; Chromadorea; Rhabditida; Meloidogynidae
Source: the annotation of a GenBank genome assembly
AUGUUUCUGGAAUAUGUGAUGGCUCUUUUAUAUUUACCACAAAAACGCGAAUUAAUUAUUUCUCUAAGUCGUGCCUAUGAUUUAUUACCACGUCCAAAUGAAAAUGAUAGAAAUCCUUAUAUUAAAUUAUUUUUGUUGCCGGAUAGAAGUGAAAGAAGUCGAAGGCAAAGUAAAGUGAUUACAGGGACGCAAAGUCCGGUGUGGGAGGAACACUUUUUUUAUGAAGAUUUGGAUGAGAAUGAAUUGGCUAAUCGUGUUUUGGAGGUCACUCUUUGGGAUUAUGACGCUUUCGAAUCACACUCGUUCUUGGGAGAGGCUCUAAUUGAUUUGAGUCAAGCUCCAUUAAAUAAUCAACCACAUGUUUAUACUUUGCUUGAUAUGGAUGAUGAUAAUCCUAUUAGAGUGGUACGUAAUUUAAUUAUGGGGUUGCCUAAUAAAAAAAAUUUUUUAUAG